CAUAUAAGUCAUUAUACAUAUCUGUUGACCCGGACACAGCGUUAUAACCCACACCACACACUCUCACACACCCGACAGAUGCUCUGACCUUUGUGACAAACUCGACCUAUUCUUCUUUUUUUUUUUUAAACGGAAUAAAUCCGGGAUCUGGAUACACUUUUGACUGACUGCCGGGCCGAGGAAGGGUCAUGGAUCCAAUCGUGGAAGUCGUGGCGUUGCUUUUGGGGUUCAUUGGAUGGGUGAUGGUGGGGAUCACCCUGCCCAACCGUUACUGGAAGACCUCCACCGUGGAUGGGAACGUCAUCACCACCUCCACCAUCUAUGAGAACUUGUGGAUGUCUUGUGCCACUGACUCAACUGGGGUGCACAACUGCAGGGAGUUCCCGUCCCUGCUCGCGUUGAAUGGUUACAUCCAGGCGUCUCGUGCCCUGAUGAUCAUUUCCAUCGUGUUUGGCACCUUUGGACUGGUGGGGGCCCUGAUUGGAAUCCAGUGCUCGAAAGCAGGGGGAGAAAACUACGCUCUCAAAGGGAGGAUUGCAGGCACGGCCGGAGUCCUCUUCAUUCUUCAAGGUGUGUGCACCAUGGUCUCAGUCUCCUGGUAUGCCUUCAACAUCACUCAGGACUUCUUUGACCCUUUCUACCCCGGGACAAAAUUUGAAAUAGGAGAGGCUCUUUACAUCGGCUGGUGCUCUGCUGUGCUCGCCAUCGCUGGGGGGGCCUGCCUCACCUGCUCCUGCAAAAUGGCCACAGAGGAAAAAUACCCUGGGAACUACCAAACCAGGGGGACCGCGUACUCCGGGGCCGCACCGAGCAGGAGCGUGGCUGCCAGCACGUACGGCCGCAACGCAUACGUCUGAGCGGGAUGUUGACAGCCGAGACGUCAUCUUCACCUCAGUUUCUGCAGAUGAAUUCAGGCUUUCUGUUUUGACACCUCACUUGGAACUUUUGUCUUUCCUUUUCUUGGUUCAAUGCCUGCUGACAGACGGACGGUGCAUCAGAUUUUUACUGAUGGAAGCAAAUUUGCACCGCUGCACAGAAAUUGUGAGCAGCUGUGAGAAAAACAGACUGAAAGCUUGCAGUGAUUAUAUUCACGUCUCCUCGAUGAUGUCAAACACAUUCACAGGCAAUCGUAUUUAAAGCCAUUGAAUUGUUUGAUGAUCUGUGUAAACACGACCAGACAUUUUUGAGGUCAAAGGUGAACCAAUGACUUUAUUAUUUACAUGUAUUUUGUACAGUUUUGUAGAGUACCUAUGAGAGGGUGGAGGACUGGUUAUUUUGGAUUUAAUUGUAAUUGUCUCUUUUUAUGACUGCACACAAUAAAAGUUUGUUUUCUUUCUUUAA
Molecule: messenger RNA, 1341 nt
Organism: Cololabis saira (Pacific saury)
Lineage: Eukaryota; Metazoa; Chordata; Actinopteri; Beloniformes; Belonidae
Gene: cldn15a
Product: claudin 15a
Exons: 5
Coding region: 189-857 (222 amino acids)
Biological process (GO): cell adhesion; bicellular tight junction assembly
Cellular component (GO): bicellular tight junction; plasma membrane
Molecular function (GO): structural molecule activity
Source: RefSeq, a predicted model, not a curated record